Hypanus sabinus (Atlantic stingray) is the source of this 1461-nucleotide messenger RNA. RefSeq names its product myosin-binding protein H-like. The record is from RefSeq and is a predicted model, not a curated record. Gene Ontology annotation, molecular function: protein binding. The transcript has 11 exons. NCBI's taxonomy places the organism in Eukaryota, Metazoa, Chordata, Chondrichthyes, Myliobatiformes, Dasyatidae. The coding region runs from base 15 to 1268 and encodes 417 amino acids.
CUCCCGCACCAACCAUGGAUGCAAAGACCCCUAAAGCAGUUCCCGAUGGAGAGCCCACGGAACUGACGGUGGACGACGUAACCAGCACGUCGGUGACCGUGAACUGGAACUCGCCCAAGCACAUUGGCACGAGUGGCUUGGCAGGAUACAUUGUGGAAUACUGCGUGGACAGCACUGAGACCUGGGUGCCGGCCAACAAGGAACUGACCACGAAGAACGUCCUGGUGAUUAAAAACCUGACAGAGGGAGACAAGCUGAGGGUGCGGGUAAACGCAGUUCAUGGCAGCGGUGGCAUCGCCACUGCCACCUUCCCGGACACCGUCCUCGUCCAGCAGCCUGUCGCUCGCCCCAAGAUCCGUUUACCCCGCAAUCUCAGGGACACUUACAUUCGGAAGGUCGGACAGAAGUUGAACUUGUCCAUCCCAAUCCAUGGCAACGUGAAACCCACCAUCUCAUGGACCAAGGAUGGGCAGCCUCUGCCUUCUGACCGGGUGAGUGUCUGUAGUACUGGCAAUGACGCCAUCCUCUUCAUCAGGACACUGGAGAGGAAGGACUCGGGCAAGUACAAACUGGUGGCCCAGGUGGACUCGGCAACAGAUGAAGUGGUCAUUGAUAUCCAGGUCGUGGAGAAGCCUGGACCUCCACAGAACCUGAAGCUGGCCAGUGUGUGGGGUUGCAAUGUGAACCUGCAAUGGCAACCCCCCAAGGAUAAUGGAAACGCGGAGAUCAGCGGUUACACCAUUCAGAAGUCCGACAAGAAGACAGGGGAGUGGUUCACCGUGAUGGAGAAAUCACAUGCCACCACCUACACCAUCUCCAACUUGGUGAUGGGCAACCACUACAACUUCCGUGUCUUCUCCGAGAACCUGUGUGGACUCAGUGAAACGGCAGCACUCUGCAAGGACACUGUCUAUGUCCCCAAAGAGGGUAAAAAGUACAGCCCACCUGAGUAUAAGGAGAAGGACUUCACCGAGCCCCCUAAAUUCACUCAGCCACCAGUGGACAAGACCACCACAGUGGGAUUUACCACCAAGCUCUUCUGCAGUGUAAGGGGUAAUCCCAAGCCCAAGAUCUGCUGGUUGAAAAACAAGACCUUGCUUGACGCUAACCCUAAGUUUCGGAUUCUGACCAACGAGGGCAUCUGCACCCUGGAAAUCCGCAAGCCGUCUACUUUUGACGGGGGCGUCUACACGUGCCAAGCUGUGAACAUGUUGGGAGAGGUAGCAGCGGACUGCAGGCUUGAUGUGAAGGCUGUUUCUGUGGCCUAGUGAUACGUGGACCUAUCAGAACAAGCAGAUGCAUUUCUUGUCAGCUUUCUCCUGCCUUGAUAACAUUGAAGGAUGUCCUCCCGCUGCUGGAAGGUCGGCCAGUAUUUAGAAGCACAGAGAACAAUGUGUGUCCCUGAGUCGUGCAUUCAGUCAAUUCUCUCUUCACAUGUCUGUACCCUGAUAUUUUAAACAG